Messenger RNA from Phytophthora nicotianae INRA-310, 198 nucleotides. RefSeq lists its product as hypothetical. Lineage: Eukaryota; Oomycota; Peronosporomycetes; Peronosporales; Peronosporaceae. Bases 1 to 198 code for a protein of 65 amino acids. The record is from RefSeq and is a predicted model, not a curated record. The transcript is spliced from 2 exons.
AUGGGACUUGUGCGUGUGCUCAAGGACAAGGCGCCGGUGCUGGUGCUCAGUGGCCUUUGCGCGGGUGCAGCCUACGCUGUGUAUUACGCGCACCACCAGCAGAUCGCCGAGAAGAAGGUGAUGCGUCAGGGUGUGAUCAAUGACAUUAAGCGAGACAGGAUCAAGCGGAGGGAGAUGCAGCAACAAGAGCAGCAAUAG